GCCUUCUGUGGGUAGACUGGAACCACGGUUUAUAUAUAGAGAUAACCUUAAUUUAAAAACGUUCAGGUUAAUUUUAUGAAAAAGUGCUCCGUUUGAUUGUUCUUUAGAGAAAUGAAGAGUAUAAUUUGUUUAUUUCUCUCGUAGAAGUUAAAAAUUUUCAACUUAAAAUGUCCCUAGCUGUUUCCAACAGGAAUUUCUUCCUCAAGCUUCAAUUGUUGAAGUACGGAAGAUUGUACGCUACAUCUCUUUCUUCAGUUGAAGAUGAAUACACACAAACACCACAGUAUCCAGAAAUUGUGGAUCUUGCACCAUUCGAAGUUAAAAAACAAGAUGCUCAAGACUACUAUGAGACAAUCAAGGCCGUUAAAACUGUUGAGGAAAAACAAAUAAAAUUAAACAUGCCCAAAUAUUACGGUUUUAAAUGUUUUAUGCUGCACGAAAACGCAAUACCAUAUAAUAAUUUAAAUCUAACUCAGUAUCUUACAAAAACACAUUUAAUCGAGAAUAACCAGCUACCAAUAGUGUGCCCCACAAUGGAACAUGUAAACCUGGAAGCGUUAAAACGUGAUGUUGAAGAUGUUUUAAUACUAGCUCAUGAGGGAUAUUGCAAGAAUGCAUCUGUUAAAGAUUCUAAUUUAACUGAAGAGGAAUCGCAAAAUGCAAUGAGUUCAAUUAUAAGUCAGCAAAUACAUCGAGCCAUUCUGUUAAAUUUACAUGUGAAUUAUCCACAUUUGGAAGCAGUACAGACAGACAUCGAUCCACGUAUUGAGUCCUGUUGGUUUAGCGGUGGAAUUCCCAGCAAUCGAGAACAUGAGUGUGCAGUAACUGAGCGGAAAGACAAAGCGGUACAAUAUGUUGGAGUACCUACUCUAACAGUGCGCUCUGAAGUUCCAUUAUCUCCAAUAAUAUCUUUUGAUGAAGCAAAAAGUACUAACUUUAACAUACCAAAUUGCGAGUACCAGCCGCAGUCAUUUGGAGUAUUUACCACUCAUCGGCGGAUUGUUAAUGUGCCAGGAUUUUGGCCAGGUGAUCCGUAUCAAUUUGGAUUAUUAGCAUACCAUUACAGAGGACAUAUCUUAAGACGAAGGUUCAAAGAUCCAGUUGAGCAUCAAGAAGCUCUGCAUAGACAGGGAAUUUUGGCAGGUUUUGGUUGGCUCAAUGCCCAAGCGAACUUUUUGGGAUUCUCCACCUACAAUGAUAUUACAUACCCGUUAGUGACGCAAUGUGUAGUUACAAAUGGGAAAAUGUGGUCUUUUUAUGCUUACCAACUCAACACGAUACUAAUGCACUUGAAGUAUAUUGAGGAUAACUCAAAAGUUAAUAUUUGUUGGGGUUCAAAGGAAUUAAAACUCUAUGAAGAAAUCCAAAAUGGCAAAGUGAUCGGUUUUAAUGAAGAUGUUCUGAAGAUGUUGGUUUCAUUUUAUACUAAUGUUCCGAGAGAACGUUCGGGAGUUGAGCUUAGGCCAUUCUUAGGUGAUCAAGAAAAAGUGAUUGCGGAUCUACAGGACGAUGAAAGACGUGAAUGGCUUGAAAAGGAGUACAAAUUCAUUACCUCAAAUCGACCUAGACAUUAUUUGCCGUAUGAAAUAUAUCAUUGGGAAAAAAUAUAUAAAAUUGAUCACAAGAAAAGACCCAUGGAUGCAAGAAGACGGCCAUUUGAACUGUUCAUUAAUCCUUGGGAUAGGACUUAUAAUAGCCGCAAACCACGUUAUAUACCUAGAAAACAUAGACCUGAUGUUAAACGGCAUGUUGGAAGAGAUGCUAAAGAAUAUUUUCCGUAAUUGUUAAUAAUUUCUGUAAAUGAAGCUGUUUUUGUUUUAAUAUAGAAUCGACGACUCCA
Messenger RNA from Photinus pyralis (common eastern firefly), 1840 nucleotides. It is a transcript of the gene mRpS30, whose product is annotated as 28S ribosomal protein S30, mitochondrial. The record is from RefSeq and is a predicted model, not a curated record. The transcript has 4 exons. Bases 168 to 1781 code for a protein of 537 amino acids. NCBI's taxonomy places the organism in Eukaryota, Metazoa, Arthropoda, Insecta, Coleoptera, Lampyridae. Gene Ontology annotation, cellular component: mitochondrial large ribosomal subunit; mitochondrion; ribosome. Gene Ontology annotation, biological process: translation. Gene Ontology annotation, molecular function: structural constituent of ribosome.